Molecule: messenger RNA, 960 nt
Organism: Lobosporangium transversale
Lineage: Eukaryota; Fungi; Mortierellomycota; Mortierellomycetes; Mortierellales; Mortierellaceae
Exons: 5
Coding region: 1-960 (319 amino acids)
Source: RefSeq, a predicted model, not a curated record
AUGGCAACUACUGCAGCAGCAGCAGCAAUGGAGGGAGGGAUAGGAUCAAUGUCAGCUCCUACAAUAGAUGCUCGAACUUCUACAGCAGCAGCAGACGAUGAUUUAGAGUCUCACUUUCCUUUUUUCCGUCCGCCUGCAUCUAUACCUUUACUAAAUGAAGCAACCUCUACUGCGGGUUUGAUAUCAUCUCAGGAUAUCUCCAUAGCAACUUAUACCCGAUCCAAACGCGGAGUAGAAACAGUCGACCCUAUAUUUGAUGAUCCGUAUCAACUUUAUAGGUUUUUUGUUGCACACAAUGAUCGCCCAUCUAUGCAUAUCUUGAUAACCGGUUCCCAUGUGGAGAAGCGCUCGUCAGAAGAACGAAUGGCAGAUGGAACAACAAAAGUUAUUCAUCAAAAGCAUAAGGUGACUGACUUCAAGAUAGAUUUUGAUUUAACACCUUAUAUUUUACCCACUGGUACCCUCAUGACACUACCGGAUCCCAAGACUGGGAUACAACCGACACUUCGCGAUGUCAUGGAGGAACACGUUGAAGAAGAGAAUCCUUUUAAGGAAUUACAUAUGGAAAAGAAAGUCAUUUGGGAUUACGAACAUUUGACAAGGACAAUCACCCAAGCGAUUCGAUCCAUCAACUACCGAUAUACAAUCGAGAUCUCAUACCCCAUAAUGAAUAACCGUGUUGUAGUCCAUUCCUCCUCACCACUCGCGAAUUUAAUGAGAAGCAACUGGACAAAAGCUUUAUGUUUCAUGUCAGUUGUUGGCAUGAUCGCAUAUCCAUUGCGUGAGAUGUACAAGAAGGUCAAGGAUAAAGUCUUGCAGUCAGAAUUCCAGAUGGCCAUUUCUACAACCGAUUUUUUUAAUGACAAAGAUGAUGAUGAAGCUGUAGUCCUUGUUGGUAUUGGUAAUGCACUGCUGCCUGCAGCAGUUCGUUUUCUGUUGGCAGCAAUUGCAGAGGCAUGA